CCUUACCAUUUGCUAUCGUAGGCGCUUGGUAAAAUGAAGUGUGAAAAAUGCCAGCUUAGCAAACUUCACCGGGAAUUCCCUCCAGACAACAUGACGGAGGAGUGCGAUCAUGCACCGCUACACUGUCUAAGGUGUGUAACCGAGCAUGUAAAAGCAAACAAGGCCUGCUCGCAAUGUGAGGCAAAGAUAACACUGGACAACCCAGUCUAUCUCGAGUGCUUAUCUACUCUCGGACGGCUUUUCCCAGAAGUAGGACCGGGUGAAUUCAUCAACAUUCCUGUGCCUUCGGGGGAGCAGCCCACACUAACUGUUGCCAUGAUGGGAGGGGAGACUACAGUGAUACCUUAUAACCCAGUGAUGUCUAUAGCUGAGCUGAAACUCAAGAUAUCUCAAAACAUCAGGGUGGAUCGCUUGAAGCAGAGGCUAAUGUAUAAUGACACAGAGCUAAAGGAGAACAAGGGAUCUGGCAAGCUGAGUGAAUUUGGUGUCCCCCCGUAUGCCACCAUCAGCCUUAUUGUUGUGCUGUAUGAAAUUCCCGAGAGUUUUGAUCAAGUGAUCUUCGACUUGUACUGGGGGUACCCUUCUCAUGGACAAGAUUAUCUCGAUGCUUCAGUUCUACUAUACAGUGGAAAUUGUUUCUUGGAGGUGUUGGAUUUUAGACAUCAAAAGUGCAAUGUCUCGCCAGGGGCUAUUAGACACUCGGGGGACGUCAUGGAUGAUAACAAUCGUCUUGGUCAUCACACGAUCAACGUAACGCUCAAAAGUAUCCCCCCUCACAUCAACAAAUUAUUUUUCACUUUAAGUGCAUGGAAUUCCCCAAACAUUUCCAAAUACAAGAACCCAAGCCUAAAAUUCUACGACGCGAGCUAUCCUGAUAAGCAACUGUGCAGCGAUUCUAUGGAGCACGCUGCAUAUUCGCAGGCGAUCAUCAUGUGCAGUCUUUGCAAGAUAGAUGAGGUAUGGAAGGUGUUCAGCUUGAGGAAGAUCUCACAGGGUAAUGCAAAGAAUUACGGGCCAAUCCAAACCACGAUUGGUAACAUUAUCAGCAGUGGCUUGUGCUAAAUUCAGACAGACAGAAGACAUACAGUCGAUUGACAAAAGGUUCUCGUCAACCGGCUUCGCGACUACGCGACAAGCCCGCAUGAAAGCAUGCGUAAAAACCACUGAAGCGCCUAGCUGCACAUAUUAGCCACAACUACCACAGCUAGUUUUUUUUUACUCGUGAAUAUUAUUAGGAACAAAUAAAGAGCUUGGGCUACCUGUGCUUUGAAUGGCAUUUUUCGUCAUUUUUGCAAGUUGCAGGAAAAAAUGCCUUCACGAUCCACGACAGAAGAUAACUGUUGUCCUCCAGUUGCCACUCAAUGACAAGAGAAUGGGACACCAUAAAACAUUAAAUAAAGUUGUUUAAAAGAAAAUUCGCCUUUUUAACACAUUGACCAAACACUAACAUCCCAAUACAAAGGCUGUUACACGAGGCAUUUUUCCGGCAACUUGUAACGCAAUUUGUGUUGCGUUGCCAGUGCAAGAAAAUUACGUGUGUGACUUUCAAUCUUUUGUAAUUGCCCUGUGCUUUAUCAUGUUUCUGCAACCUCCAUUUUUUUUCUUCGUAUUGUUGCAUUCCAGGUUUCAGAAAAUUUGCCUUAGGGUGUAACAGGGUAGUGUAAAUACACAAUUAAACAUGAUUGAUAUAACGUUUGAAACGUUGCCUUAAAACGUAACAGGGCAGUGUCAAUAAACAAUUAAAUACGAUGGAUAUAACGUUUAAAAAACUCGUUUUCCCGAUUGCCCAUUUUGAGUGGUUACAUUGGCAAAGUAUUGUUAAGGCUUAGAUUUCCUAAUUUCCUUUAGUGCAACUCUUUUAAAACAGGACCCCUUCGAUAUCAUAUAGUGUCCGUGGUAGCCAGAGCGCAUGAUGUGUCAGACAGAGGUUGGACCUUUCACUUUUUCUGGAAAAUGCACGAAUCUAGGGAAAGAAAAGGAAAUAAAAAUUCUAAUAAGAGCCAUGAAA
Molecule: messenger RNA, 2008 nt
Organism: Nematostella vectensis (starlet sea anemone)
Lineage: Eukaryota; Metazoa; Cnidaria; Anthozoa; Actiniaria; Edwardsiidae
Exons: 3
Coding region: 34-1062 (342 amino acids)
Molecular function (GO): protein binding
Source: RefSeq, a predicted model, not a curated record